AUGGCAGGGGUUGCCAAGUAUCCAAAUUGUAAGAGAUUUGAGUGUGGGUUAAACAAGCUCCUAUCAGACCCAAAACUUAUUAACUAUACUUCUGGAGGUGGGGUGUUUAGAAAAAGGGCAAGGGCUUGCCAAAAGGUCGUCAGAGAAGGCAUUAAAAAUAAAAGUGAACACCCUAAGUGGGCAACACAACCACCCAUUGACUACAAGGACGAGUACAGACUUCUUGUAUACAAGGCCUUAGCGUCUCUCAAUUGGGUUAUGCUGCGCUGUAUGCAGGUGCCUUGGACUUUGCACGCUGAUGACGACAUUCUCAUCGAUGUGUUCGCCUUGGCCAAGGUGCUGCAGAGUGUAGAUGCCAACUCAACCGAAAAAUUCCUGUGUCACUCUGGGACUAGUCCGGUUUUAAGGAAAGGCAAGUGGAGCGUAGACGUGGCAGAAUACCCUGCAUUGGAAUACCCAUAUUAUUGCGCGGGAGGCAUGUGGAUUCUACAGACCAAGCAAAUUCCCCGUCUCCUGGAAGCGUCUAAGGUGGCCCCUUUCUUAUGGGUAGACGAUGUUUACAUAUGCGGCAUCUUGCGUGAACAUGCCGGCAUCAAACAGAUGCAUCUGAAUGAUAAAUACACAUUCGAGUUCAACAUAACUCACCUUGGUAAAAAAUUUGCUUGGUUAAAUGCAGGAGCUCAAAGACAAAUGGACUGGAUAGCAAUUCUUGAUUAUCACAGAAAUAUAUCCGACCAAUUUCUCCUGCUUUAGUAGGCUCUGCCUUGGUAAUAUAAUUCUAUAAGUGAUAUGGAAGAAGUGUGUUCUGUAAAAUUAGUCACUUAUUAUAAAAACAUUCCAUGCUUCACACUUCAAGGGUAUUCCUUAACCAUGGUGCUAUGAUGCCUAGAAACGUAACAUUGCAGUUAACUGUCAAACAGUUACGUAUGGCGUCCAACAGGUUGAGUGGAGGCCUCGCAAACAUCAAAAUCCAUGGAAUACAAGGUUUGACAGGCGUCGUGGAGCACACGCGAGAUUGAUAGCGUCACCUACAUCAUUCCUCCAGCUCCUGCUCACAUCUUGUCAUGUGAAAAUUUCAUUUUCACAAUAUCUGAAUAUGUACUUGUAUAUCAAAGCAGGACUAGUAAUUUUGAUACUUUUCAUUUGAUCACCAAUACUAAAAGCAGAAACAGGCAUGCUCCUUGAGUGUAGCACUUGAAUGACAUUUGGCCAGUGAGUAAUACAGGUGACAUUAUCAACCUCUUGCACAACCGUUUCCUUCCGUUUCGCGGCUGCCGGCGAUCAGCUCUGGUAUUAUGUAAUCUUGUACACAUUAAAAUACAAAGUUUUGCAAUUAUCUCUAAAUUUUAUUGCAGCUUUGCAGUAGCCAUAUGACAGUAGAAUAUGUCACGGAAGUCGCUAGACUGAUUUCAGUUGCAUCUUGCCCACCACCAACUGUAGAGUGCUCAUCAGUGCUUACAAGUGAUGGUAGUGUGGA
Molecule: messenger RNA, 1477 nt
Organism: Penaeus vannamei (Pacific white shrimp)
Lineage: Eukaryota; Metazoa; Arthropoda; Malacostraca; Decapoda; Penaeidae
Source: RefSeq, a predicted model, not a curated record